GCAGCGCUGUGUACACUGAUUGCAUACACGGAAAUACAGAGAAGGAAGGUGUCACAUCGCACUUUAUUUAUCUUUAAGUUCAUGCAGUUAAAGCAUCCGCGAGCUCAAGCACACGUUGCACGUAAAGCACAAAAGCGUGUGGUCUUAAGAUAAUUUUUCUCGUUCUAUGGAUUCGCUGCAGCUGCUAUCAUGGGCCUGCAUCGUGUUUACAGUCGGGAUGUUCUCGACUGGACUGACCGACCUGAAGAAGAUGCGAGAAACCAAAAGUGCAGAUAAUAUUCAGUUUCUGCCUUUCCUCACCACGUGUCUUAAUAACCUGGGCUGGUUGUAUUAUGGUGUCCUGAAGACCGAUCAGACAAUCAUCCUGGUGAAUGUCAUAGGAGCUCUGCUGCAGAUUCUCUACAUAUUCAUGUAUCUUCAGUACACAAAACAGAAGAGGCUGGUGAUGUUUCAGACGUUAGCAGCAGGCGGGGUGCUCACCUGUGGCUGGUUUUACUUCACCACAUAUCUACCUGAGGGAGAAACUCGGCUUAGCCAGCUCGGUCUUACCUGCAGCGUGGUCACAGUCAGCAUGUAUUUGUCUCCGCUCAUAGACCUGGUGGAGAUAGUUCGUAGUGGUGAUGUGCAGUGCCUCUCCUUCCCUCUGACUGUAGCCACUUUCUUCACCUCCACCUCCUGGGUCCUCUACGGCCUCCAGCUGGAAGACUACUUUAUUGUGGUCCCAAACACACCAGGAAUCCUGACCAGCCUUAUCAGAUUUUAUCUGUUUAGGAGAUUUGCAUCCGUCGAUCAAAGCUCACCAUCCUAUAAACCUAUGCAGAUAUGAGGGUAUAAGGGAUAGGUUAAUGACUUCACAGAGGGCUGCAGUGAAUCUCUACCAUCUUAUGUCUGGCUUCUUUUUUAUCUGACGAAGAGGCAAAGUUACAUAGAAACAACAGCCAGGACGACACCACUGAAGAUGACUGCUUGUUUUCGUUGACUUCAAUGUUUCCUGGAGGUAUAUCAGUUACAUGGUAAGGGGAAAAUAUUGGGUCGUUUUAACAACUUCAACAGACUGAGUUAAAGUAUCGCCACUUCAUGACCUUAAAGUGCCUUUGGCUCGAUCAUGUCAGCCAUCUCUUCCCAAUCAAGUGAAUUGGAUUGAAUUUUCCUCAUACUAGCCAAUGAUUUUCUAGGAAUUGUUAUUUGUGGCUGCUAUUUUAAAAUCAGAAACAUUUCUUCUGUUUUGUAGUACUCAUUUGUGGAGUAAUCUAGUUGAGAGUUUAAAUAAUUUCCCCUCUAGAGAGUUGGUACUUAUGUUUUAUCUCUGUGCUGAGGGAAUAUUGAGUCAUAUCGGUGGCAGUAAAUAUAUAUUUAUUGUUCAUUAUUGUUUUCUAUAUAUUUGAUGUCCUUUUUAUACAGGAUAUUUAUAUUGGCAUAUGUCCAAUAUCAAAUGUUGUCUUCUUAUAUUGUUAUUUUUUGUAAGCACUUGUAUAUGGGAUCAAAUAGAAAAAAGGAGAAAAAUACCUUAUGCUUACAGAAUGGUGUUUACUUCACUGGUGGGUGCUCAUGGUUAAAGGGGACUUCUUGCCUCUGUGUUAUUGUCUGUAUGAGGACAUGUUAUGCAAUUGAUCAGCUGACUGUAAGUAAGCUGAGUAAAGAUUUAAGGUCUUUAAAUGUGCCAUGUAAAUAAAUUUUUAC
Cheilinus undulatus (humphead wrasse) is the source of this 1680-nucleotide messenger RNA. It is a transcript of the gene slc50a1, whose product is annotated as solute carrier family 50 member 1. The transcript is spliced from 6 exons. The coding region runs from base 167 to 826 and encodes 219 amino acids. Gene Ontology annotation, cellular component: membrane. Gene Ontology annotation, biological process: carbohydrate transport. NCBI's taxonomy places the organism in Eukaryota, Metazoa, Chordata, Actinopteri, Labriformes, Labridae. The record is from RefSeq and is a predicted model, not a curated record. Gene Ontology annotation, molecular function: sugar transmembrane transporter activity.